UCUUCCCUCCAAAGAAAUCGCAGCUGCCACAUCACCGCAGACUCUCAGAUCACACCGCAGCUUGAGACAAUGGCCGCAACCUCCGCCGCUCCGUCUGCAGUCCUCGGCCUCGGCUCCGCCACUCUUUCAUCCCGGAAGAGACCGGCACUCCUUGCCUCAGAGCUCGUCCGGUCUCCGGUCAGGGCGAGGAAUCCUCUUAGCGUGGCCCGUGCCUCCGGCGGAAAAUUCACAUGCUUUGAGAGGAACUGGUUGCGAACCGACUUCAACGUGAUAGGGUUCGGGCUGAUCGGGUGGCUCGCUCCGUCGAGCAUCCCGGCGAUCAAUGGGAAGAGCUUGACGGGGCUCUUCUUUGAGAGCAUCGGCGCCGAGCUUGCCCACUUCCCAACCGGCCCCCCCCUUACUUCCCAGUUCUGGCUAUGGAUGGUUACAUGGCACUUUGGGCUGUUCCUUUGCCUCACUUUCGGCCAGAUUGGGUUCAAGGGCAGGACCGAGGACUACUUCUGAGAAUGUAUCCGACAAUCUCUCUGUAUAUUUUCUUAGCCCCUCAUCUCCUUGUGCUUCAAAAACAUGUACCUUAAUCUUGGCAAAUUUUAUGAUUCAGCCCCUGAACUUUCGUCUAAAUUCCAAUUUGGCCGUUCAGUUCUUCUUCUUGCUCUGUCUGUCGAUUGGAAACUCUAUGGAAGUGAAAGAGAGACAGAAAGUAAGAACAGGUUUUCCCUUA
Molecule: messenger RNA, 721 nt
Organism: Punica granatum (pomegranate)
Lineage: Eukaryota; Viridiplantae; Streptophyta; Magnoliopsida; Myrtales; Lythraceae
Source: RefSeq, a predicted model, not a curated record